Molecule: messenger RNA, 4702 nt
Organism: Mus caroli (Ryukyu mouse)
Lineage: Eukaryota; Metazoa; Chordata; Mammalia; Rodentia; Muridae
Gene: Prkg2
Product: protein kinase cGMP-dependent 2
Biological process (GO): protein phosphorylation
Molecular function (GO): cGMP-dependent protein kinase activity; ATP binding
Source: RefSeq, a predicted model, not a curated record
CCGGACCCCGCACGGUGCGCACGGCGCGGCGGGGCAGAGCUGAGCUGAGCCCGGCCGGGGCCGCAGAGGGGCGGCGUGGCGAAGGACGCCAAGACACUGCGGCCGCGCGGAGGGGACGAGCUGCGCACCUGGAAAGUUACCCGGCGGCCUGGUCCCUGAGCAACAUGGGAAAUGGUUCAGUGAAGCCCAAGCAUGCUAAGCACCCAGAUGGCCAGUCAGGGAACCUCAGCAAUGAAGCCCUGCGGAGCAAGGUGUUGGAGCUGGAGCGGGAGCUGAGGAGGAAGGAUGCAGAAGUUCAGGAACGGGAGUACCACCUGAAGGAGCUUCGGGAGCGGCUGGCCAAGCAGACCGUGGCCAUCGCGGAGCUCACAGAAGAACUGCAGAGCAAGUGCAUCCAGCUGAACAAGCUGCAGGAUGUUAUCCACGUGCAGGGAGGAAGUCCACUGCAGGCCUCUCCUGACAAAGUGCCUCUGAAUGUUCACCGCAAGACCUCAGGCUUGGUCUCGCUCCACAGCAGGAGGGGGGCGAAGGCUGGAGUAUCUGCAGAGCCAACAACCCGAACCUAUGACCUCAACAAACCCCCCGAGUUUUCCUUUGAGAAAGCGAGAGUCAGGAAGGAUUCCAGUGAGAAAAAGCUCAUCACAGAUGCCCUGAAUAAGAACCAGUUUCUGAAGAGAUUGGAUCCCCAGCAGAUCAAAGACAUGGUGGAAUGCAUGUACGGGAGAAACUAUCAACAGGGCAGUUACAUCAUUAAGCAGGGGGAACCUGGAAACCAUAUCUUUGUGCUGGCUGAGGGUAGACUUGAGGUGUUCCAGGGAGAGAAGUUGCUAUCAUCCAUCCCAAUGUGGACCACGUUUGGGGAACUGGCUAUUUUGUACAACUGUACUCGGACUGCCUCUGUGAAAGCGAUUACCAAUGUUAAAACUUGGGCCCUCGAUAGAGAGGUUUUCCAGAACAUUAUGAGGAGAACAGCCCAAGCCCGGGAUGAGGAGUACAGAAACUUCCUCAGAAGUGUCUCCUUGUUGAAGAAUUUACCUGAAGACAAACUAACCAAGAUCAUUGACUGCUUGGAAGUGGAAUACUAUGACCGAGGAGAUUACAUCAUCAGAGAAGGAGAAGAAGGGAGCACGUUUUUCAUUUUGGCAAAAGGCAAGGUGAAAGUCACACAGAGCACAGAGGGCCAUGAUCAGCCACAGUUGAUCAAAACACUGCAGAAGGGAGAGUACUUCGGAGAAAAGGCUCUGAUCAGUGAUGACGUCAGAUCAGCCAAUAUAAUUGCGGAAGAAAAUGAUGUCGCGUGCCUCGUGAUAGAUCGAGAAACAUUCAACCAAACUGUCGGGACAUUUGAUGAACUCCAAAAAUAUCUUGAGGGGUAUGUGGCCACCCUGAACCGUGACGAUGAAAAAAGACACGCAAAGCGCUCCAUGUCUAGCUGGAAGCUGUCCAAAGUCCUUUCUCUGGAGAUGAUUCAGCUGAAAGAGAAGGUGGCCAGAUUCUCCUCAACCUCCCCAUUCCAGAACCUCGAGAUUAUCGCAACACUGGGCGUUGGUGGGUUCGGAAGAGUGGAGCUUGUUAAAGUGAAAAAUGAGAAUGUUGCUUUUGCCAUGAAGUGUAUAAGGAAGAAGCACAUUGUUGAUACAAAACAGCAAGAACAUGUCUACUCAGAAAAGAGGAUCCUGGAGGAGCUGUGUUCUCCCUUCAUCGUGAAGUUGUAUCGUACUUUCAAGGACAAUAAAUAUGUAUACAUGCUUCUGGAGGCCUGCUUAGGUGGGGAGCUGUGGAGUAUACUGAGGGACAGAGGCAGCUUCGAUGAACCCACCUCCAAAUUCUGUGUCGCUUGUGUGACAGAAGCAUUUGAUUAUCUGCACCGACUGGGCAUCAUCUACAGAGACCUGAAGCCAGAGAACUUAAUUCUGGAUGCCGAUGGCUACCUUAAGUUGGUUGACUUUGGAUUUGCUAAGAAGAUCGGCUCUGGACAGAAAACGUGGACAUUCUGUGGGACUCCAGAGUAUGUGGCCCCCGAGGUCAUUCUUAACAAAGGACAUGACUUCAGUGUGGAUUUCUGGUCCCUGGGGAUUCUGGUCUAUGAGCUCCUAACGGGCAACCCUCCCUUUUCUGGGAUAGACCAAAUGAUGACCUACAAUUUGAUUCUCAAGGGAAUUGAGAAAAUGGAUUUCCCCAGAAAGAUAACAAGGCGCCCUGAGGAUUUGAUCCGGAGGCUUUGCAGGCAAAACCCAACAGAAAGGCUGGGGAAUCUGAAGAACGGGAUCAACGACAUUAAGAAACACAGGUGGUUAAAUGGUUUUAAUUGGGAAGGGCUGAAAGCACGGAGCCUUCCAUCACCUUUACGGAGAGAGCUCAGUGGCCCCAUAGACCACAGCUACUUUGACAAGUAUCCUCCUGAAAAGGGGGUGCCUCCGGAUGAAAUGUCAGGCUGGGAUAAAGACUUCUGACAGGAGAAAAAACAACCGGCCGCCGCUGUGCCCUGGAAGAGGACUGUGAGAAUCAGUGACACAGCCCUGGUUGUUUCUCUCUUCAAAGCAUUGUUAGACCUCUUGGAAGACAAUUACAGAAAAGGAAACCCUGAUAGACAGGGAAGGAGAAUGGCUGGAUGUGGUUCUGAAUGAGAACAUCUACGUUAGCUGCUGGGAAUUAUUUAUCCCUUUAUUCCAUUCUGUCCUUGUCUCAGAUGUCAAAGGUUGUCCCUUUCCAUCCCCAUGGUCCAAUCCAUUUUUUUUUUUUUUGGCAUAGGAUAGUUUUCUUGAAAAUCUGUUGCUCCCUCCAAAUCAUACUGUCCUGUCUAGAAUCCUAAUCAAAUUAAUAUGGCUUUUGUUCUUGACCACCUAAGCUAUCCAGAUAGAAGGAAGUCUAUAGAGCAACUUUAGAAGACUCUCUCCAGGGCUCGUUAGACACCAGGGAUCUAUACAGCAUCCUUAAGUGGGGUUUCCAGGUUUCUUGGGUAGUCAAUAGAAGACCAUGAAUUUCAUUUUCUUUCAACUUACAAAUACACUAAUACAUUUUUCUGAUGUUAAUGAGGAAAAAGGAAACAUUUGAAUAUUAGUGAGUGGUGCCAGCUACUAAAGGCAAGUCCAUCAAAUCAGAUAAUUACAUCAUUUUUAAUAACUUAGAAAAAAAACCAAAACGGUUCCUUUUUCUUUGGCCAGGGAUCUAUAAAAAAAAAAAAAAAACAAAACAAAAACUUUGUUAAACAUAGUUUGGAAAGUGUAGCUAAAUGAUGGGCCUUUGGAAAGGUUUUACCUUAUGUUAAAAAAAAUAUAUUUCCACUACCAAAGUAGACAAUUCAGUGGAAUAAAAUGCUAAGGACAUGUCCUUCCCACCAAAGACAAAGCAUAACAAACUCCUGACAGCUAAAGUUGCUAACUCUUUCAAACUCUGAGAUAUUUUGAUCAGUCCUAUUAUUACAGCUAUUAGUAAGCCCAAAGUAUAGAAAGACCAUGUGUGAUUUUAAUGAGAAGCCCAUUGGCAAAUGUUGACAUUUGUAAUCACUGUAGAAGUAAUGGCUUUGUUCAAAGGAGGCAAUUGAGUCAUGUCUAUAAUUAUAUCCCAGGCUACUGGGGAUGUGAUGGGAUUUUAGAAGAAAAAGGAACACCCAGAAUCUGGCCUCUUCCUGUUUCCUCUUGGUAAUCUUCCAAACUGGAAGCGAUGAGGAGAGGUUCCAGUGCACUAGACACCUGUCCCUGAGGGCUUUCCUGGUGUUUGUAGGUGUUCUACUUCCUCCCUUCCUUCCAAAAUGAAGGCAGAUGUCCCAGUAUCUUCUUAAUCUGGAAGAGGAGAGGUGGUAUCCUGAUUCCUAUAUCAUUCAAGCUUCUGAUUGUAUUUUCAUACGAUAUAUUCUAUGUGAAAAGAAAAACAUCCACUCCACACACACUUUCAUUUUUUAGAGAAAGUCAGCUGUCUGUCUCCUGAAGACUUAAGCCAGAUAAGCAAAGCCCAGAAUAAGAAAGUGCAUCCUUAAGAAAUUAUAUUUACACAUGUAGAGUCCUUUGCUGAACCAAAGAGUUUUGUUUCUUGGGGUAGAUUUUUAAAGAUUAUGUAUUGUAUAUAGAAAAGCCAUUUUUAAUAGGAUUAAUAUAACAUGCUUAAAAGAAUUUCUAAAGUCUAAAAAGAUCUUAUUUGCAUUUGAUUUCUAUGUACUAUAUGCUUUUCCAUGUAUAUAUUUUAUAAUUACCAACAUAUGCAGGGGGAAAACUGAUAUAUUGGAUGGCUAUUAGGACUGUACAGUUAUAGUAACAAUGAUUUUCUCCAGAGUGUCAUUGUAAUCGAAAAGUCCUACAUGUAUAGAGUUAAAACACACCUUGGAGGUUAAUCUUUCCUGUGAGUGGCCAUAUCAUAUAUAAUUCCCACACAUGAUUUAAUGUGUUCCCUUUACAAAGAUGAGGAUGUGUCAGACUGAAUUAUCAUUGAAUCGCAACUUGAUUUCUAGCUCAGUGACCUUGGGAAAUUGAUUUGCCUUUGGGUACUAGCUUCUCACUUGUAGAACAAAGGCUAGGCUAAGUGGUAUCUACAGACAGAUCCUUAUCUGGUAUCUGUGAAAUGGUCCUUGCUGCAUAGAUGGGAGCUACUGUUACUAUCUCUGUUAAAAUUAAAGCGGCCUUAAUAACUACUUAGUUCUGAACCAUGUGUGUCAAUGGUGUCUGUGUGCAUUGGUGUCUGAGUUAAAUUAAAUCUGCAGUAAAAAUAG